UCUGCAUGUCACCGUUAGUUUUUUGUUUUUGUCUAUCAUGUGCAGCAGAUAGACAUUCCCCCAGAUUUUAAUAGAAAUUUACGAAAAAUUACAUAAAACGAUAAUUUUUAAAUAAAAAAGUCAUGUUAAAUAUUUGUACCAAAACUUUGUGGAGAUGUCAGUCUUUAAAACAAACUUUUCGAAUCUUAGCGGCUCAAAAAUACGCUUCAUUUUCUGUAAAAGAUAUUCUUUAUGAAACAUCAGAUGAAGCCGGUACUCUAAUAACACGUUUUGCCAAACAUGUUGCCCAGGAGCGUCAAAAGAUAUGUGAACAAGUUCCCAGCGAUGUGAAAUAUUCCGAUUAUUUUCCUGUAAGUGAUAUGAGAUAUUUUGAAAAAGAAUUAAGAAAUACACCCAAGGAACAAUUAGCGGCUGUCAUCAUUUAUGCUUUUACCUAUCGUUCCAAUGCUGAUCCGAAUAAAUUCGCCAUCAUACUUAAUCUACUAGAUAGUCAUGCUUUGCAUAAUGUUGACGACAUGAGUGCUGACACAAUAUUGAGAACAUUGUAUUCUUUUCUGUUCCUCAUACCGAAUUGGAUGACACGUUUGGAUUUCUAUGGUCGUGCUAUGCAACGUUUGUAUGAAGAAUUCGAAAAGGAUACCAACAAAUCCAAGGAACAGUUUGUACAAUUGUGUUUCUACAUGGGUCUAAGUAAGAAACAAACAAAAUACAAUGUUAAUAAAUUGUUAAAAUCUCUCAUGGAGUCUCGUUUAAGUGAUUAUAUGAAGGAAAUGAGUACCGUAGAUAUGGCUUUGGUUAGUAAUGCUGCCUAUAAGACCUCUAACGUAAUAAAAAGUGAUGAGUUCAAUCAACGUUUAUUAAAAGAAGUGCUGGACAUUUCAAACACCUCAAAUGGCAAUGAUGCUCUAUUAGUUAGUUUUAUUAAAUCCAUGCGUCUGCAACGUCUGCAUUCUCCCAUAGUGUGUGAAUAUAUUGCUAAUAUUUGUCAGGAUACACAGAAAUUGCAACAAUUACAAGCCAGGGGGCAAGUACAUCUAUUUGCUUAUCUGGCUGAAAAUCUAUGGGACAGUAAGGAGUGUACACAACCUCUAAUAGAAGCAAUUACCGAACAAAUUACCCUUUCUCGCAGAAGAACUGCAGGCCAUAGCGCCACAAUUAGAGGCAAAGAUAUUGCUACAUUUUUAUGGUCUUGUGCCCAAUUGAAUUGUAGUUUGUCUUCAAUACAAUUUAGAACUAUAGAAAACAGCCUGCUAGACAAACUUAACACCAAAGAAUUUAAUUACUUCACCGACCAACUAGUAGAAUGUUGUUUAUGUCUUUGGACUUUGGGCUACAAAACGAAAGAACUUUUACAAGCAGCUGUACAAUUGAAAUCCGAAUCUACCGUUAAACGUCAACAACCAAAAGUAGAAAGUCGUUUUACCGUUCUAUUGUCUGCGGCACAAAUAGAAGAACCAGACUGGUGUGCAACAGUGAUCAAAGGCUUUGAAGCUUUUAAUCUUAAAGCUAAAGUUCACUCAUAUCUUUUCAACAACCAAGAUAUACCAUAUCAAGAUAUUAUAAGCCAGUUAUUAAAAGAGGAAUUUGUAACAUCCGCCAAUAUUUCUUAUCCCAUCAAUGGUAUUAAUAUACCAGGUAUUCAUGUGAAAUUAGCUGCACCCUCCCACAAUCAAGUAUUUCUAGAGUUUAUGACACCAACACAAACAUUACAUUUCUCUAAGGAACCUGUAGCUAUUCUAAGAUUAAAAUUACGUCUUUUGGAAUCUUUGGGUCAUAAAGUUAAAUUGCUUUCUUUAUCAAGUGCUCUUGAUUCGGAAUCUUUAAAGAAUGCUUUAAUAGAGUGCUCUGAAUCCGAUGCAGAUAUUAAAGAACCAACAAAGAGUAGUAUUAAGGCAUAAAGUAAAUUAAAUAGCUAUUAGUAGUUCGAAAUUUGUUUUUAUGUUAUAUUUUGUAUUGAGUACCUGGUAAAAUAAACUUAAUAUAACGAUCUUAUAUAGUUAA
Lucilia cuprina (Australian sheep blowfly) is the source of this 2001-nucleotide messenger RNA. RefSeq lists its product as uncharacterized. The transcript is spliced from 2 exons. Lineage: Eukaryota; Metazoa; Arthropoda; Insecta; Diptera; Calliphoridae. The coding region runs from base 123 to 1898 and encodes 591 amino acids. The record is from RefSeq and is a predicted model, not a curated record.